Molecule: messenger RNA, 1969 nt
Organism: Anarrhichthys ocellatus (wolf-eel)
Lineage: Eukaryota; Metazoa; Chordata; Actinopteri; Perciformes; Anarhichadidae
Gene: irf10
Product: interferon regulatory factor 10
Exons: 8
Coding region: 274-1482 (402 amino acids)
Biological process (GO): immune system process; regulation of transcription by RNA polymerase II
Cellular component (GO): nucleus
Molecular function (GO): DNA-binding transcription factor activity, RNA polymerase II-specific; RNA polymerase II cis-regulatory region sequence-specific DNA binding; protein binding
Source: RefSeq, a predicted model, not a curated record
CUUUCGCUUCCGCUUCCAAGAGCGCAUUUAACUUUAGUUGCGACUUCUACGUUGAAGUUUGAGUUCUGUCUAUUUUUUAUUAUUAUUUAUAAACUGCUUUAAAUUAUUAGUUUACAGCACUGCGAUUAACCCCAUUUUCGAAGCUUGACCAGCAUCAGAAUUAAAUAUAGAAUUGAUUUGUUUCGCUUGCAAGGUGGGAACGUCGAGCCGCAUGCAUCUCUGACAUUUGAAAGGUUUCUCUUGUUCCUGUCAGACACACCGGUCUGUGUGUCGAUGAUGGAAGCUAAGAUGCACAUGAAAGAGUGGCUGGUAGCUCAGAUAGAGAGUGGGAAAUAUGAGGGGCUGUGCUGGGAAGACGAGAGCAAGGCGAUGUUCAGGAUUCCGUGGAAGCACGCAGCCAAGAAGGACUACAAACAGACGGAGGACGCGGCUCUCUUUAAGGCCUGGGCUGUAUACAAGGGCAAGUACAGGGAGGGGAGGGAUAAAGCCGACCCCACCAUGUGGAAGACCCGUCUCCGCUGUGCACUCAACAAGAGCACAGACUUCCAGGAGGUCCCUGAACGCAACCAGCUGGACAUCACUGAGCCUUAUAAAGUCUACCUCAUCCAGCAGGACAAUGGGCCAGCCAGGCCAGCAGAGUCUCCCCAGACUAAAGAUCAAGUGAUCCAGGAUAUGAGGUCUCCAAGGAGCCCUGCCUUUCUGGACAAACAGCUUCGUUGUCAAAAGGAAUCAUUUCACAGAAGGAAAGAAGAAGUAAAACCAUUCACUGAUGAUCCAAUGAGGGAGCACAUGUAUUGUGAGCUCACAGGAAAAAAGUCUCUAAAUCAGAGCCCCGCUACUAUAACCUUCAGCCCCACGCUUACUGUAUCAGACUUUCGUAUGCAGGUGACGUUGUUGUACCAGGGCCAGAGGGUGCUGAAGGUGACCACCAGGAGCCCAGAAGGGUGCUUCAUCCUGCAGGGCCACGUCCCCUUGGGAAACGAACGGAUCUACGGGCCCUGCACCGCCCAGCAGCUCUCCUUCCCCUCCCCGGGCUCCGUGUCCCUGCCGUCAUGGAUGGCUGAAGCGAUGAGCCGCCUCCUGUGUCACCUGGACAGGGGUGUGCUAUUGUGGGUGGCCCCGGAUGGGGUGUUCAUCAAGCGGUUCUGCCAGGGCAGGGUGUACUGGAGCGGUCCCAUGGCGCAACACGCCGACCGGCCCAACAAACUAGAGCGAGAAAAGACCUUCAAACUGCUCGAUAUACCCACAUUUCUCAAUGAGCUCCAGAGCUGUUUACAGGGGAAGGGACCAACGCCUUCUUAUGAGAUUGAGCUCUGCUUCGGAGAGGAGUAUCCAGACCCCAAUGUGCCUAAAACCAGGAAGCUGAUCAUGGCGAAGGUGGUGCCCUUGUUUGCAGAAGAGCUGCUGCAGAGGUUCAACUUCCUCGAGAUUGAUGAGAAGCGGCCGAUUCUCACCUCCAACACAGAGAGAGAGAAGAUGUAGGACAGGGAAAGCUUCCUGGCACCUGGGCCGCCAUGAACAAUGUACAAGUGGAUUACUGAAGUUCCAUUCCUUUUUUCAUGAGAGACAUCCUCAGAGCUGAGCAAACAAUACAGAGCAUCAUCAGUGGAAAAUGUAUCCACAAUGACGAAACAAUGGAGGUGUUGCAUUGUAGUCUAGACCUAUUUGUGAUUCAUAAAGGGAUUUUUUUUGUUUUCUUAUAUAUUGUCCACAAUAACUAAUGGCAAUAGGUAUUAGGUAUUAGCUGUUGUUAAAGCAAAACUCUUCUUUAACCCAAUAAAACAUGCUGAAAACAUCUGUCUAUGUAUGCGUGUGGGCCAAAUGUGAGGGUAUGCAGGAUUGUCCCCAGGAGACCCCGCUCAUCUGAUCGAACCACUUCACACUUGGUGGGUUCAUUGCUGGGGACCCCGAGGGAGUGCCUUGACGAAUUUGGUGCAAUUUUGACUCAUUCAAUAUGUGAUUAAACAAG